Messenger RNA from Phytophthora infestans T30-4, 1530 nucleotides. RefSeq lists its product as uncharacterized. The record is from RefSeq and is a predicted model, not a curated record. Lineage: Eukaryota; Oomycota; Peronosporomycetes; Peronosporales; Peronosporaceae. Bases 1 to 1434 code for a protein of 477 amino acids. The transcript has 2 exons.
AUGGACGCACAAGCUGGAUGGCGUCGACGCGGCUCGGGAAAUGCCGGCAUGCGACGCACAGAAGCAACUUCAGCUGCUAAAUGUGCGCCCAACUCGUCGAGAACACCCUCGGCUACAGCUCGUGUACGAAACACGGUAGUUGGAUCGCAGCGACCUUCAAACCAAGCUGCAGAACGCGUUGUCAACGGAAGGAAAAGCGCGUCAGCCGUGUCCGAGGUCGCUCCGUCACGAUGGAGAGAAAUGCGACACUCUGUACGCGCUAAAGCAACACUAGAGACAACAGAGAUCCUAUAUGGCCACGCAAAGAUCGCUGAUUUGUGUCCUGAAGACCGAGAGAAGGUGGCCAAGUUAGUCAAUCGCAUAGUCGAGGUGGGGACAAUGCAUGACGAAGCGGAGAACGAAUUUCAGAGACAGAGGGAGGUCCUGGAGGAAGAGGUGAAGGAGCUGAGAGAACACGUACGGCGAGAUGCUGAAGAAAUCCAAGAGCUGUCUGAUGAAGUGCAUUCUGCAAGAAGGAAGGCGCAGCUGUUCGAAGAGCGGGUGGUGGUGCUGGAGGAGAGCACAGAUGCAGAGACACGUGCUCGUCUGGAGGCUGAACAGACUUUGGACCUGCUCAAACUCGAGGUGGAUAAACUGCGAGCACUUGUAAAGCGUCAACAGGACGAGACGCAGCGAGAAACGAAAGAGCAGCAAGAGCAGUUUGAUGCGGAGCUUAAACGCGUGAAGGAGGAAUUGAAACUAGCUCAGGAGCUGCUGCAAAAAGAGCGUAACGAGCGGCUUCUUGACAAGCAGCAGGCUCUGGAUCAACGACUUGAGCGCUCUGCAGCGGCUGGCGAAGAGAAGUUGGAGCGUUUGCAUUCAUUUCUACUGCAACAGCAGCACGAGUGGCAGAGCAAGGCGAAGGAGCAGCAAGAAGAAACGCUGAACAAGACAAGACAGCAACAAGAACAGUUUGACGCUGAAAUGACCCAACUUAAGCAGGAACUGAAAGCAGCGCAGGAAUUGCUGCAACAAGAGCGUCAGCGAAUGCUUGAGAAAGAGGAUAUAGCUGUUGACACUACCGACAACUUAGUUUCGGUUGAGCAGGGCGACGCCCAUGAGACGCACCCAGCUUCUUCUCCACUCGAGCAAGCUCCAGUUCUUGAGCCCGAUCACCAGACUCCAAGUUUCUCAACUGAUAUGCAAGGCGACCUCGCGAUGUUCGAGGAGGUGAAGGACUUGUAUGCUGAGGAUCUCUUUGCGUCUCGACGAUGGAACGCGACAACAGCUCAACCGUCCAGGGAUCUUUACUCUGAAGCUGCUUCUUGGCGAUUCUCUAGUGCACAGGCAUCUCACCCACCAGACAAUUCCAAUGUAUCCACCCUGGAAUUGUCCGUACAAGAAGCCAUCGAGAGGGACAUGGAGGCUCUACUGCGUCUGGACCCACUGCAAUAGUGUCACUACUUACAAGGUUUCUGUAGAAUGUCCCCGUUACGAGGUGCUAGCUUCUCUUCGGAUCGUCUGUAGAUUAUAUUUGUGUUUCCCUGUCAA